Messenger RNA from Tetrahymena thermophila SB210, 1347 nucleotides. RefSeq lists its product as hypothetical. Lineage: Eukaryota; Ciliophora; Oligohymenophorea; Hymenostomatida; Tetrahymenidae. The record is from RefSeq and is a predicted model, not a curated record. The transcript has 2 exons.
AUGAACUUUUAGUAAAGAUUUAAAGGAAAGACUUCAGUUAUUGAUAAGGAGGGCAUAGAAGGAAUUGUUAAAUAAAAAGCUCUCCCAAUAUAAAAAGAUAUUAGCAUUGAAAGUAAUGAAUUAUCAAGUUAGAUGAAUAGUAGGAUACUAUUAAGCCAAUAAAAGGUCGAAUCCCAGAAAAUCAGGUCCUUAAAGUAAUCUGCCUUAAAAAAAUCUUAGUCUCAUCAAACCAACCAUCUGGAUCAAGAACAUUAAUUCAAUAAUAAUUCUUAUUCAAAUUAAACUAACUAAAAGUUACCUACUAAGAUUAUAACUAAUAUAAGAUAGCCAUAGGAUCUUUUAACAUCAACAUCAGAAUAACCCUAAUUUGUCAACAAAAAUGGAUCAUAAAUAAAAAAUUCUCCUAAAAAUACUACAAGUAAUCAAUCUACAGCAGCCUCUCAAAGCUAAUUCAAAAGAAAUGCUGAUCAAAUUGUUUCACAACAUAAGCCAUUGUCUCUUAUAGAUCACAAAAAUAAUAGUGUAGACUUUAACGACUUAAAUGGUUAUAGUAUUAGACCUAAAGUAUAUUCUCAUAAUAAUCUAAGUAAUUUAUAAUAAUUGAGUAACAAUGGAUCAAUUUCAACUGAUUCUAUAAAUCUCAAAUCAUAAAGAUCUAAAAGCAAAAUUAAUGAAAACCAAAAUAUUUUUUAGAAUCGAUUACAAUAAAGGAUAAUGUCAGGAGCUCAAUAUUAAUAACCCUAGCCUAUUAUGUUUUCUACAGGAAACUAUGAAAACUAAUUUAGAGCAUUUAGCUAUGACUAAAAAACCUUAGGGGAUUAAAGCCCGCUUAACUACACAGGUCCAUAUAAACUUCCUUCAGCGAUUAACUAAAUAAUUGUUCCCUAAGAUUAUGAACUAAUAGCUAUUCCCAGAAACUAAAUAUUUAAUAUAAAUUCACCUAUUUCACACUCAUAAAUAUAAAGUGGACUUACUAGUGGCAAUACUUCUUCUAGAGUACACCUUCCAAUGAUUGCUUCAAAUAAUAACAUUAACUCUAACUAUUAAAUAAAUUAUUAAAGUAGGGAUUCUUUUUCUAAUCGAUUACCUUACUAAUAAUCUGUUAACAUUCUACCAACAGAUGAUUUAUCUUAUACUAAUAAAUAUAGUAACGGAAUGUAAUAAAUUUUGUCAAGAAAGAGUUUAAUAAAUAGUGGAAAAUCUAUAUUAGAUUCAACAUCAAACUUAAAAUCAAAUAAACCUCAAGGUCUAAAUACUUUUCGCUAUGAACUUGAUUUAAUGGAAGAAAAGCAUAGAGACAUAAUAGAUAACCUUGAAAAAAUAAGAGAAAAAAGAACAAAAAAAUGA